Molecule: messenger RNA, 5524 nt
Organism: Wasmannia auropunctata (little fire ant)
Lineage: Eukaryota; Metazoa; Arthropoda; Insecta; Hymenoptera; Formicidae
Exons: 4
Coding region: 457-951 (164 amino acids)
Source: RefSeq, a predicted model, not a curated record
GCGCGAGAGAACCGAGAAUCGAUAGUAAGUUCGCAAAACCGCGGGGCGAGUGAGAUCAUUCGAGAAGUAUCGCGAAAAGACGAGGAGAGCGCGAGGCGAAAGAGAGAGAGAGAGAGAGAGAGAUAGGCAGAUAGAGAGAUACCGCGAAAGUAUCCCAAACGAGAAACGCGUGUGGAUGCUUUCUUGGAUGACUUAAAGUAAUCGCGAUCACCCGCGAAUCGGACGGUGUAUAUAAGGACGAGGCUUAUAUAAGGCGGCCGAUCUUUCUUUCCGUUGUGCGUGCGUGCUGCGGAUCUCAUCGAGCCCCGUGCGGAUCUCAUCGCAGCACCCGAGGGAGGUUCGGAGAGAAGCGGGAGAAGCGGGGAACCUCUUCGUGAGGACCGAUAUUAUUGGCUACGUGUGAAGAAUCUCGUCAACCCCUUGCGACAGCGACAAGAGCACGAGACAUACGAGGGAAUGACGAAAAGAGGUAGUCGACGAGCCGCCGCUAGGACAAGCCUGUGUCUGCUGGCGGCACUCGUGCUGUCCUGCGCCACAAGCGGCAGCGACAGGGCCCACGCGUUCCCGCAGCCGGAACCGCUGCCGGCGGGCAUCUUCUUCGACCCCGCGGACGAGGCGGAGAAUAUCAUGUUGGUGAACCGCCUGAAGCACCUGAUGGACCAGAAGCACCGGAUGACCGAGCAGGAGCACGAGAUCACCGACGAGCAGAUCGAGAUCCAGGCGAUCCUGGAGGCGAAGGCGCGCGAGCGGGAGCGCGCGAUGGAACAGCUGUCGCAGCCGGAAUACGCCAGCGGGGAGCAGGAACCGGAAGCGCUGCCGGUGCCCGCGGCCAUGAUCCACGAUACGCAAAAUCCGAACAAACGACACGGCGUAAACACGGUCAGCUACAUGUCCCUGUGCCACUUCAAGAUCUGCAACAUGGGACGUAAGAGGCAAUCAAAAGAGAAAUAAAUCACCGUAAAAGGCAGUCGCGAGAAGUUCGAAACGGACGGCGGGCGCGGCGAGGAGCUUGAGGAGCUAGGAGGAGACCUCAUUGUGCUUUAAGAAAACAUUAAGUAAAAGAUCAAUAAAAGAAAAACACAUAGCUUGUGCCACGGUCAAUUGAAAAUUGAAGUGAGGAAGAUAGCAACGACGAGCGAUCAGUUCUUUAAUUGUUUCAAUUCUUCCAAAGACAUCUGGUCAUUAAAAAAAGAAAAAGAAAGAAAGAAAAAGUCGAGAAAGUCUUUAAAAUCCAGUCGUCUUGGACGCGUACCUGAAUUCAGCAGUAAGAGUAAACUAAAAAGAUAUUGAAUAACUCGAGGAUAAAUUAAAAUAUUCAACAAUUCGAAAAUCAAUUAAAAUAUUCGUUAAUUCUUUUCUAUCUGGAUGGUACAGUGAAAUAUGGGGUGAGAAAGAGAUUGCAAUUUGCAAGAGACACACAUGGUGCAUCGGACAAAAAAAGUUAUCGCUCCUCCUUGCUAUCCCCUCGGGACAAUGAUUGUCACCAGUAUUACACACACAACCACGCACACAACACACACACACACACACACACACACACACACACACACACACACACACACACACGCCACGUCGGAUCUACGUGCGGAAAAGUUACAGCGCGAAAAGUGAAUCACGCGAAUCGCGAGAUACGCGCCAAUGUGACCGCUCGACGAGCGCCUCCAUUAACGAACGUCGAUCCUCAUCAAGUUUUCCUCCGCUCCUCUUCCCACCCCUCUCCCUCCCGUUACAACGAAGCAUCGCGGAGCGGAAAUAACGUGUGUAAGAAAAAAACUAAAACGUAAAAAAAAAGAAAAAAUAUAUAUAUAUACGUCCGUUCGAAAUGUCGAAACCGUCCUCGGCCGCCGGACGAAGGCACACCGUCCGACUGGUUCGGACGAAAGCUGCGCGCGAGCUGCCCGACUACGGUUGCCUGGAAUUACUCUGAGAGAUACUCCGAGAAACCAACGACGAGGUACCUGUUAAGUGAAGACACCGCGCGACUCCGGGAAUAACGAUAACGUAGAUACGCGAGUGACGCGUGAAAUCCGCGAUCAAACAGCGAAACAAUGUCGUCAGUCGACCCGUCAGCAUCCCAAAAUCUCUAUUCUUACAAGACCGAAACGCUAAAGAGAAUUAAUAAGAAAAAAAAGUCGGAGAGUUCAAUAAAAAUUUGGAUAAAAAUUUAAAUAAAAAUACCGCGAUAUAAUUUCACUGAUAACACCGUUGUAUCGUGGUAUAAUCAUAUUGCUUUAAGGUCAAUGACAUGAUAAAUUAGUCGGAUCUGUGAUGUAUUUGACGUACGUCGCACGAAAGAAACAGAUAACGCACAUAAGUUAACGUGCGCGAUACAUCAAAAUUGUAAUUAAUUAAAAAAACUCGUACUCGUGUUGUUUUUAUGUACACCAAGGAUAUGUUAUAUCCAUAAUAUCUAUAAUAAUAUCUGUAAUGUCUAUAAUAAUAUCGACGUUCAAUUAUAUAAUAUCUAAUAUACGGUAUUUUACCGAAAAGUUGUAUCGAUAUUUGCCUCAAUCGGUUUUUUAUUUCGAUAAUCGUAUAAAAUCGAAAAUGCCGAGUCAAUAUUUGUCAAUUUUUAAAUACAUUAAUUACGUUAUCAACUAUAAUUAAUCGUCACGCGGAGAAACAACUGGAGAAAUCGUUAUACGGAAUCGAUUAUGAACAUACCAAUAUACCUAUGUAGCUCGUUGUAGACAGUGCAAUCAAAUAUUGAGCAAUCUUCUAAAUUGCAAUGUAAUAUCGUAGAAACACCGCGAAGGCGCGGAAAUGAGAAUUUCCAACAAGAUUAUGGUCAAUAUCGGAAGCUUGAUGGAUAUUAAAAAUGUAACGGAGGAUUCCGUAUUAUCUUCUCUUUUAUGAUUCGAAUAUUAUCCCAUAUUUCGAAAGGGAAGAAAAGUAGAGAAAAGGUGGAGGGUGAGAAAUCUUAAAAAAUUCUGACCGCCGUUGAUUUCAAUCUAUGGGAUAAAUUCAAUAAAUGGGAUUGCGAGAAAUAUAUACGUAAAAUAUAAGCACCCAAGCUACUAAUUUAUUAACCUUCGAUCAUAUUUCGAGACGCGUUUCGAUUGUGCGACCCGGGUUUAAUUGGAAUGCCUGACGAACCCAAAAGAGGCCUCCCCCCUAAAAAAAAAUAAAAACAUAUACAGCUAUCGUGUGAACUUUGAAAUCACAGUUAAAUUUCGGAGACUAAUAACUCGAUUUAAGAGACGGACGUCGCGAUUUAACGGGAAAUUUUACGAGGGAAAAAAAAAUUCUAUUAUUCCUCUUUUGCAAAACGGAAGAGAAAAAAAAAUACAAACGAAAGGAGCAUCGCUCGGAUUUCAGACAAAUAGAAUCGAUUAAAUGACGGAUUAUAAACCGAUCGAUAUUAAAAUCGAAAUCCACUUAAUAGUACCUCGUCGAUGGCAAAAACACGAGAGAUAGUGGUUAGAUAGUUUCUUUUUCUUUUUUGCAAAAUAUUAUAUCGACUGUUUGAAAAACUGGUGUCAAUUAAAUAAUCGGGCGAGCAAUUUAAAUAAACAGUUAUUUUCGGCGAGAGAUAUAGUAGAUACAUAUAUAUUGUUGUAACAGGAAACAUUAGAAAGUUUAUGAAGUAAUAAAUAAACACGAUUUAUGCCGAAAAUACUAAAUGGUUUGUGUGUUUAUCGAAUAUAUCGAAAAACGUUCCUAAUAAUAUUACGAAUACGUGAAUAUCCAUCGGUCCCCUCUUUCUUCCAUGUUACACAUUCUAUCUAUUAGAAAUCGUUCAGCAUAGCAAGCAACCAAUUUAGUAACGUCUGAAUGAUUGCAAUAAUAAAACUAAUUCUCGAGAAGUACAGAAAUGAAUUUAAAAUACGUAGCUAAGUUCCAUAAAAUCCCCCAUUCCCUCGAAACAAAAAUAUCUCGAAUUUUUUUCAAUCUAUGCUUCGCGUGAAACGAUAGAUUUUAUUAUUUCGGAAAAAUUAUUUUCGUAAUUAAUUUGACAAACAAAAAAAUUCCUAACGAAAAUUUGGCCAGAAAAUUCAUUCGGUUCUGCAAACGUUGACAAAGAGACGUUGACGACGCGCCAUUGAAACAAUGUGCGAGAUUUCUGCUAUGCUGAAUGAUAUAUAUACGCACUUGUAAUACGCCACACAGUGAGAGAAAAGAAGAGGAGGAACUUGGCCAACUGUGCGCCAAUUAUUUAAUCGACACCAAUCGAACCAUUUUCUCGCGGUCGCGCCUAACAAAUAGGUCGAAUAAUAAGCGGGGAGAGAAACGCACUGUCGAAAAGAAAGAGGAAGGAAUUGAAGGCGCGCGCGAAAGAAGACAAGAGCAAGAGCUUAUACGUUAUCGAAUUCACCGUGAAUUUAUAAUGGCUCUCCUCCUCGCUCGCGUCUCGCGCUCGGAUCACGCUCUCGCGAAUAACGUAUAACGUAAAAGUUUUAUCCUGGCACUGAAACGGACUAUACGCGCGAGGAUUUCGUGGAGGGAAGCCAGGCGACAAAGGGACGGAUGUCAAUUUGUAAUUUCCACGCGGGGACUUCCCCCGGAAAGGGGAAAUCGCCGGCACGAACGGAGGCGACUGAAAGGCGAUCUCGAUCGCGCGCGAUCCACGUUAGAAGUACGAAAAAGCUAUCGACACACUCGGCCUCGUCUGUAUUUAUUAAUACUACUACUACUAUCACUACUAUCGCCAAUUGUUGUUACUGGGUGCUUUCCAUUUAGUGACACAAGUCGACACAAGUAUUGUCUUUGUUAUACUCACUAAAUGCUGAGAAGAAUAGAAUGACGUUUGCGUCGACUUGUGUCACUAAAUGGAAAGAACCCACUAUUUCCUUAGUUGAGUUAAGCGGAAGGAACGCGCGUGCCGAAUUCCCGUUCUCGCGAGACAUGCCAUUAUAGUAUUUUUACACGCGACGUAUACGCAAUCUCGAUCAGUUGAUACAGUUUUACAGCCCCGCGGCGACUCGCCAUAUUACAAUCAAUUCGCCGUUAUAUAGCGAUGUUACUUCGAGUGUAUAUUUCGAGUGUAUAUACCUACAUCUCUCGCGAGAGUCGAUCGUAGGUGGUGGUGGUGGCGGCGACGCGGAGGGGCACCCGCGUUCCUUCGUUAUUUAUGAAUCGCCGAAGCCCCGGCCCGGUUUCUUCGAGAGAAACGCAUGCCGCUUCUUUAUUUAUUUAUAACUAACGCUAACGAUAAUAAUGUCUCGUAUAUAUAGAGUUCUCUCUUCGCGCGGCAUCACACCACCUUCCCCCCCUCUUCCCGUGGUGUGAUCCCGCAUCACCUGUGAAUUAAUCCUCUCGCGCGCUUAAUUCGAUAACUUAUAUACCGAUUAGCUUCCUCUCUUUCGUAAUUCCCACCUUUGCAUGUACCUAUUUACGAUUGAGCGCACCUUACGCGAGUCCGAUUCGUUCGGGGACUUGAGUGAGAAAAAAAAAUGAAAAAAAAAAAGAUGAAUGCAGGAAUUAAGUGAAAGCUGGAGACGUCCCUCGAUCGUUGCGACGCGCGAAUCGGCGCAUGUACCUCGCGUAAACAUAAUGCUAAUGAUAAUAAACUGUAUCAUCAGAA